ACCACGACUGACCUGGUUGAACACAUGCCCUUAAAAUGGCCUUUGCUGGUGCCUGGGUGAGACGUCCAGCCUCCUGGAGUGUCUUGGGACCUGGAAGGGCGCAGAAUGAAGUCGCCGGUAGGGGAGGCUCGGCGGGGGACGAGUACAGAGAAGGCCGCCGCUCGGCCAGCCCUGCUGGAGGCGCUGUGGGCUCGGCCUGGCGGCCGGGCAUGCGCAGUGCGUCGGCGGGCAGGGGGCCGACAGACUGAACCCGGAAGCCCGGUAGCCCACGUGGGAGGUGGGGAGGCGCCUCCGGGUUCGGCUACGAGGUUCUGGGUAGUCUUUGCGGUAGUGGGCAGGCCGUUCGUCCCCUUCACCCGUGUUGGGGACCGGGGAACAGGCCCUGGCGGGAGUAAGCGCUCCUGAUUACGCUGCAGGGGCAUUGACCAUGGCCCUGCUCUCGGCCGUCGGGGGCGCGACCUGGCGUUGCUCAGGUCGCCUCCCCGCGCGUCAUUUCUCCGGAGCGGCGCGGCGUGGGGAGCGGCCAGGCGGGGAGGAGCUGAGCCGCCUGCUACUGGAUGACCUGGCGUCGACCCCGCGCUCUGCCGGGAGACUGGAGCUUCUGUUUGGCCUGUCCCCUUGUCUUCUGGCCCUGCGGGCAGCCCGUCGCCGCGUGGCCAGGCUCCUGCUCCAGGCCGGCAGGUCCGGGUUGCAGGGGGAGCGGGCCGAGCUGCUCCGGGCGGCAGAGGCGCGGGACAUCCCAGUUCUGCGGCCCAGAAGGCAGAAGCUGGACGCCCUGUGCCGCUCUCAGGUACACCAGGGUGUCUGCAUGGAGGUGAGCCCGCUGAAGCCUCGGCCUUGGACCGAGGUCGGGGAGGCGAGGCCAGGCGACGACCCCCAGCAGCUGUGGCUCGUCCUCGAGAGGAUCCAGGAUCCCCGGAAUCUUGGGGCCCUGCUGCGUUCUGCUCACUUCCUCGGAGUGGAUAAAAUCAUCACCAGCGGGAGAAACAGCUGCCCGCUCACCCCGGUAGUCAGCAAGGCCAGCGCGGGAGCUAUGGAGGUGAUGGACGUGUUCUCCACUGAUGACCUGGCCGGUUUUCUACAGGCCAAAGCCCGGGAGGGCUGGCUCGUUGCUGGCACGGUGGGCUGCCCAGGGCCUGAGAUUUCCCCGUCCUCUGAGAUCCCCAUCACUAGCUGCUUGGAGUUCCUCUGGGACCGGCCUACUCUCCUAGUGCUGGGUAAUGAGGGCUCUGGUCUGUCCCAGGCAGUACAGGCCUCCUGCCAACUUCUCCUGACCAUCCUACCUGGCCGGCAGCUGCCUCCUGGACUCGAGUCCUUGAAUGUCUCUGUGGCUGCAGGAAUUCUUCUUCACUCCAUCUGCAGUCAGAGGAAGGGUUUCCCUGUGGAGGGGAAGAGAGAGCAUCUUCUCCAAGACCCCCAAGAACCCUCAGCCACAUCAGAAGGGCCCGGAGUGGCACGGCACCCAGGACCGUCCUCGGGGUCAGAACAAGAGAGGCAGAAUGUGAGCUGACUUGGACUGAGUUGUGUGUGCUGGAGGGCACACAUUCCCACACGCACGAAUGUGCUGGAGUCUCUUGCCAGAGGGUGUACAAGGCCCCUGUAGAUGAACCACUGUCUUGGGGAGCAGGGAGCUCUGCAGUAGAGACCAGAGGAAAUUUGUUUCCUCUUCUGAUUUUGGAAUUGUGGUUGGAGGUGGCGGCUGCUUCAUCUCCAGGGUGUGGUGGGUCUCUCCUGGGCCCUGCCUGGAAGUUGACAUCAGAAGGGAAUCGGACAGCCCAGUCCAGGUGUCCUGUGCCUCUUGAACCAGUGUGAGAAUGUAGAAGGAGGCCCGGAUUCCUCUUGUGGAUGAGGCAGGUACAAAUCCAGGCUCAAACCCUGCCCCACUGGCGGCCUUGAGCACAUGGCUUCCUCCGUAGGCACCUGCCUCACAGGGAUCUAAUAAAAUCACCUGGGCCGUUCUGUCCUGUUCCUCCACGAGGUGGCAGCCUCGCUCUUUGAUCCACAGUCUCUUCUGGAAGCUUUUUCAGCCUGCUAGGGAGAUGCUUGGCGGUGGCCUCCAGAGAGGCAAGGGAAAGAUCAGCAAACACCUCUCACCUCACUGGCCCUCCAGAACCCCUCACCAGCGACUCAUUGGUGCCCCUCUGAGAAAGGAUCGGAUGAACCAGAGUUGUGGCCUUUGGUUCUGUGAAUUAGCACAGGGUUGCUGUGGAUUGUACAACCCAGAUGGGUUUGGUGCUCCUCCCACGGGGUCCCACAAAUGGAGCAGAAACGCCCAGUAUAAGUGGUUUAGAGCAGUCUUGGCUGCACAUUGGAACCAUCUGGCAAGCCUUCAAAAACACCUGACACUGGGGACCUACCCCCAGAGAACCUGAUAUAAAUGGUUGGGGGGGCAGCCUGGGUAUUGGGAUUGUUAAAUCCCCCAAAUGGGUCUGCUGUGUCGCCCAGGCUGAGAACCACUGGAGCGGGAGUUCUGGACCUUGGCAGUCUUGACAUUCACCGGGACGGCUUGUCCUGUGCAUUGUAGGGUGUUCGGCAGCGCCCCCGGCUUCUCCCCCCCCAGAUGCCAGUAGCAGGCCCUGCCCGUGUUGUGACAACCGAACAUGUAUCCAGACAUUGCCACAUGUCCCCCGGAGGACACACUUGCCCCUAGUUGAGACACUGCUCUGGAGCAUGAAUCUGGAGAACAGCAACCUAAGUUCAAGUCCUGAUUGCUGUGUGACCUUGGGCAAGUUCCUUUCCCAUCUGAGCCUCAGUCUCCUUGUCAGUGAAGGGGAAUCACCCUCCCUUCCCAAGUUUUGAGGACAGAGAGAGCAAGUGAGCUCAGCGCCUCCCACACCGUGCUCAGUAAAUUGUAGCACCCUUUUCUCUUCGGAAUGAAUUUAUCUUGGAAUUUUGUUGGGGAUGUCAACUUAGAAAGACGUUAAAAAGGCCUAAGAUUGUUCUAAAGUCAAAGUUUUUCGUCUCAAGAAAGAGGAAGUAACCCUUUUGUAAAACUCCACAGAUCUCUCUACCACUUGGUCCCCUUGAGCUGUCUGUCCUCGACUCCCACACCGAUUCUGACUUCUGGCACAUGUCAGCCUUGGGCAUAUUACAUGGCCCCCCCAUCCCAGCUUUGUUCUUGGCCAAGAGCCUAAUGUGGUUUUGAACCUUGGCUCCACCUUAGGCGGGGCUGAGGAUGCGUGUGGUGGUAGUGGUGGUGGUGGUGGGGACAGCUUUAAUAGUCCAGAUGCCCAGAGGCAUCAGGCUGAUUUCAGUGAGAAUCUCUGGGGAAGGAGACAGGUCCCAUGUUUCUUAGAGCUCUGUUUCUUGACACCGGUGUGCCGCUGGGUUCGAGAAUCACCCAUCUUCGAACCACCUUCUCAUGUCCAAGAAACUGCUUCUAAAUCGUUCACACCCGUGCUUUUGAGCGCAUGUCUGAAAGUUUGGGCCAGUUGACCUUUCAUCUGUCCUUACGGUUCUUAAGAAGGUGCUGGGUCCAGCCCUGGCUCCAUGGCUUCUGGCCUGGAUGGCUUCCCAGACUCCGCAUCUGUAAAAUAGUGCCUUCAGUACCUGCUCCAGCAACCCCCCGCCCCACAAGGAUUUGUAAAAAUAAAAUGAGAGAGUACCAGUAGAAAGCAUCCUGUAAAACUAAGCACUGCAUACCCCAGGACUAGCGCCUGAUAAUGCAGACCUGCAUGUAACCGCUCAGUUUCUGUAUGGAGUUGCCUGAGCCAUGGCUUACCCAGAUGUUUGGUCAAACAUUACUCUGUUUCCAUGAAGCUGUUUUUGGAUGAGAUGAACAGUGAAGUUGAGGGGCGCCUGACUGACUCAGUUCGAAGAACAUGUGACGCUUGAUCUCAGGGUUGUAAGUCUGAGCCCCACAUUGGGUGUAGAGAUUAUUGAUAAAUAGAUAGAUUACUAAUAAACUUAAAUUGGUAGCCUGAGUAAGGCAGAGCACCCUUUUUCCAGUGUGGGUGGGCCUCACUCAAUCAGUUGAAGGCCUGAAUAGGAGCACCGGGGGCGGGGCGGAAGGGAAGGCUGACCGUCCCGUGACUAAGAAUUCUUCCUGCCUUUCGGAACUGAAAUGUGGGCUCUUUCUGGUCUCGAGCCUACUGGCCUUCCGACGGGAACCAUAUCAUCGCUGGGGCUCCAGCUUGCUGACUCAGCCUGCAGAACUAGGACUUGCCAGUCUUAGAAUCACAGGAGCCAAGUCUUCAUAAUAAAUAAACAAGCAGAUAACAUGUGGCUAGAGGUACAGCUAUGGGUAUACACCACCUCUUGGUUCUAUAUCUGGAGAAUCCAGACUAAUAGACUUGAUGAAAUGAAUGGAGAUGUCCCGGUGUUCCCUCCAGGUGGCCGUUACAGAAUCGAGCUCUGCUCUCUAGGACCAAACCCAGCAUGGAACCUAGACAUUGGGGUUGGAGCUACUUGGGGUUCAGAGCCUGUUCUCCUGCCCAUGGACUCCUGUGUAGUGUCUGGAACCUAAUCUAAUCUGCUUUGGCCACGGUCCGUUCAUCAGUUUCCUGGGUCCUAGGAGUCUGAGCCGUCUAGAGGGCCAUUCUCUAAAGUGAGGGGCUACCAGCCAUGCACAGGGGGCUGCUCCUUGCUCCAUCCCCUGGGCAGCAGGCUGGCUGGCCUCUGGGAAGGCAGGUUCACUUGAACCAAAGGGUAUUAAGGCCAGAAUUACCUGCCGUGCACAGGUCCGUAUGUAGUUACAUCAUGCAAACCAGGCAUUAAGAGAAAGCGCCUAAGGGGAAGGAUGACGUUGGAAUGUCCUUGGGGUGGCCCCUGGUGCCUGCCACGGUGCUGUGGCUGUGGGUAUGAAGUGGGGGGGCCUGGUGGGGGUCCAUCCCCUGCAGGCCAGGGUCAGGAUGAAGCCGGAGGGGAGUAGGGCGGUUAAGAACAUGACCCUGGCUGUUAGGUAGCGCUUGUGUUGACUUUCCACUCUGACUCGAGAGUCGCGUGAACAUGGACAUGUCCCUUAACUUCUCUAGCAGCCCCCGCGUCAGAGGACCGGGGUGCAGAUUCAGUGAGCUAACGAAUGUAAAGCCCUUGGUCUGGUCCUGGAGGAGCAGUUCUUGCAGCAACUGAGGGCCCGGGCUCUGUCGUCCUACCAGCCUGGCCUCAGUUUCCCCAGAGACUCCAAGGGCCUAUUUCAGCUGCGGCGCAUGAUUUACCCCUGAGAGCAGCUGGAGGGAGUUGGAGAGGGGAGGCGGUUGAAAUGACAUUGGCAAGAUCCUCCUUUGUCAGGGCUCCCUAGCCAAGAGGGGAAGGGGCUCGGAGCAGCUGAAUGGUGGCCAGCACCCCCAGCCCCCUCCAGGGCUGGAAUUUUUUU
Messenger RNA from Ailuropoda melanoleuca (giant panda), 5314 nucleotides. RefSeq names its product mitochondrial rRNA methyltransferase 1 (gene MRM1). The coding region runs from base 428 to 1510 and encodes 360 amino acids. Lineage: Eukaryota; Metazoa; Chordata; Mammalia; Carnivora; Ursidae. The transcript is spliced from 5 exons. Gene Ontology annotation, cellular component: mitochondrion. The record is from RefSeq and is a predicted model, not a curated record. Gene Ontology annotation, molecular function: RNA binding; rRNA (guanine) methyltransferase activity. Gene Ontology annotation, biological process: rRNA methylation.